Ciona intestinalis (vase tunicate) is the source of this 2130-nucleotide messenger RNA. The record is from RefSeq and is a predicted model, not a curated record. Lineage: Eukaryota; Metazoa; Chordata; Ascidiacea; Phlebobranchia; Cionidae.
GUGAACUUUUACGUCAUUUUAAUUUGAAAAAUGACGUACGAUAAGGUACUUCCCCAUUGGCAAAACGAUAUUCUUUACUUGAUUUCGUACACACCCAUUUAGCUGGAACAUUUUCGUUUUCUGAGAUUAAGUUGUUUCUGUAGUAGAUCUUACAAAUACCAUGAAAGUUUUGGCGCUUGAAUACGACUUGGAACCAUUGUACUUAUGCCCUAAAUCACUAUGUGCAAAAGAAAACGGUUUGUGGGAAGAAAGACACGAGGAGAACGACAACAACUUAUUCGAAUCCGGAUGUUAUGCAUUGAUGGUGAACGGUUUCUCGUCCAAUCUUUACUUUGCUGAGAAUGUCCAGGAAAAUUCUCAUUUACAAAGUGCGUUAAAAUCGUUGCCAGGUUGCAAUUUCAGCAUAAUUACAACAAUGUCUUUUACUGUGGAUCAAUCUGGUAACCAGACGUCGUACACAGAAGGUUUUGCAUUGCUGUUAAAUAAAGAUGAUGAUAAUAAGAAGAUCAAAGAAAAUCUUAUUGCUCACUUAGAUACCAAUAGGGUCAAGUUUAAUAUUUCAAGGAUUUUCAACAAAGGAAACACAAUGUGGUACAAAGAGUACUCCGAUAACGAUUCCCUACAGCAAGAAAUUGAGGUGGUUGCAGUGAAACAACCCAAGUGUCAUCCUGCAUACAACAAGCGUGAAACUAACUCUGUAUACCAUGAUCAGGCUCGUGUCCAAUCUGUUCUAGACACUUUUAAAAGCAUGAAUGAGGUGCAAGAGCUUAAAGAAAUUUAUGACGGAAAAAUGUUGAACAUAAAGCCUUUGAAAAGAGAUCAUCCUAUUAUUGUUAUUGAAGGAUUGGAUGCAACUGGUAAAUCAACUUUAACUGAAAAUUUGGCUAAACGUUUGAAUGGUUGUGCACGCAAAUCGCCACAAGACUGUGUCCUGCAUUUACGAAAAACGUUUGACAGUCAUUUUCAAUUGCUCAGAAGGGCAUACUAUGCCAUUGGAAAUUAUGCUUUUGCUGCACAAGUGCUACAUGAUGCACAAAGUGGGCCUGUUGUGUGUGAUAGGUUCUGGCACAGUACAGCUGCAUACGCGAUUGCUACUGAUGUGAAGGUGGGAGAUGAAACUCACUUGCCACCAGCAAGACACUGGGUGUAUUCGUGGCCUCCCGACUUGUUAAAACCAGAUAUAGUAAUACUCUUAACAAUAUCCGAUGAAUUACGACGAUGUCGUUUAGAAGGUCGGAACACUGAGAAGACUGAUGAAGAAAUUCGGAUGGAAAAAUCUCGACUCUUCCGUCAAAGGAUAGCUGAGGUAUACAAGCGAAUGGAUAACCCUGCACUAGUUGAGCUUGAUGCAAGCGGCUCUGCUGAAGAACUAUGCAACAAAGCAGUUGAACUGCUGUCUGAUAAGCAUAUUAUUACCAUUUAAUGCAGAACUUUUGUUCUUAAGAAUAUUGUUAAGUAUCAUAAUUUAUUACUGUACUUUAGAAUAUUGUAGUUUAAAAGUAUAUUUCAUAAAGUAUAUUGAAUAAAUAUCUCAUGAAUAAUUUUCCAACUAUUAUUAAUCGUUUUUGUUCCAGCAUGAAACAGGCUUUUUACAUUCUUUAUCUUACCUAAGAGUAGGAUUGAACUUUCACUACUGUACUUAAAAAUAUUAUCGUUAAAGAGUAUAUUAUAUAAAGUAUAAUGAAUAAAUAUGUCAUGAGUAUUAUUUCAACUAUUAUUAAUCGUUUGUUCCAGCAUGUAGCAGGAUUUUUAGAUUCUUUAUCUUACUUAAGAGUAGGAUUGAACUUUCGCUACUGUACUUAAAAAUAUUAUCGUUAAAGAGUAUAUUUCAUAGAGUAUAAUGAAUAAAUAUCUCAUGAGUAUUAUUUCAACUAUUAUUAAUCGUUUUUGUUUCAGCAUGUAGCAGGCUUUUUAGAUUCUUUAUCUUACCAAGAAAUUUAUGCAUAUUACCGGUGUCUGCUUGAUGAUCACCCAUGUUUGCUUAAAAUCUUUUAUUUUCUACUAUUUUUUAGUUCCAUCAUUUAUGCACUUGAUUAUAAUUGGUCGUUUAUUUUCCUAAAUGCACAAAAUCUAUUUUCUACAACAUGUGUUCAUAAACCAAUUUCUCAGCAGUGUGAGAAAUAAAAUGUG